Molecule: messenger RNA, 1434 nt
Organism: Cantharellus anzutake
Lineage: Eukaryota; Fungi; Basidiomycota; Agaricomycetes; Cantharellales; Hydnaceae
Exons: 6
Biological process (GO): regulation of proteolysis; proteasome-mediated ubiquitin-dependent protein catabolic process
Cellular component (GO): cytoplasm
Molecular function (GO): ubiquitin protein ligase binding
Source: RefSeq, a predicted model, not a curated record
GAACGAGGAGCUCCAAGUGAAUGGGUAUGGGAGACUUGGGAUCAAUUCACGUUCCGGGAUAACAGUGAAGUUUGGGAAUGUCCAUUACCUACUCUUUCCUCUUUACUCGAAAAUCCGCGGAUUAGUGCCUCGGACAUGUUUGUUCUAUGCAUCCAGAUCUAUACACCUGUUGGCCCUCAAUUUCCUCAACACCCAUCUGCUUUUUACGUUCCUCGGGAUUUACUGCAAGGGAUAGAGGAUUCUCUCGAUAACUCUCACACUGGUGACGUCCGUUUCGUUUGUAUCGAGCGGCUUCCGAACGAACGUCCUUCAAACUCUGAUACUCGUUCUUCUGACACUGCUACUUCAUUCGCUUACCGUCCCCAACAAGUUCGCAAACGGGUCAUAUUUGCACAUAGUGAUCUCUUAAAAAGGAGAACGGAAUAUUUUAAUACGAUGCUCUCAUCCCGCUUCGCGGAAGGAUAUCACCCAUCGGCGCCCAGUGAGCGGCGCGUGCAUGAUGUAGUUCUAGAGGAGGCUGAUUUUGUAACAAUUUAUUGGCUCUUAAAGUGGGUGUACGCAAACUGGCUGCUGUUCAAGGAAGUGGAUGACCCUCGCGAUGCUGUGAAUGCGAUGGGAGCAGGAUGGUCUGCGAACUGGCUCAACCUUGAAGCCGAAAAUGAGUGGGAAGUAACGACGCUGAUAGCUAGUAGUCCGACAACUGGUGAUAACUCGAGUGUGGCCAGUACUGAAGCGGGUGUAGAUAUGCGGCGAUCUCCGGGGCGAUCCCCAGCAGUGCCGUCACCUUCGUCCCAGACUGGUCGCGUAAGCAGGCCUUCUCCGGGCGGAACUUGGGCUUCUUCGAAUUCUUCUCCGGUAUCGGCCGUCUCCAGUCGAAGGGCAGGCCCCACAACGUCGCCUCCUGCUCGGUCCCAUGAGGGUGCUUCAGCGAGUGCCGGCGCCCCUCACACGUCAGGGACAAGAACGUCGUCUUCUGCCGCAUCACCACGCAGUGCACGGGUGAAGCGGUCCUCCCCCCCAACUAAUGAUCCGCAUCCGCAUCCCACGCCUGCCCCUCCACCCGCAUCUGCUCUCUCGAUUUAUCUCGUUGCCCAUCGCUACGGAAUCAAGCCUUUGGCUAGCCUAGCAGUUGAACACACAAUGAACACCGUCACGCCUCAAACAGCUUUUCCGCUUUUACUCGCUACACAGUUCUUUUCUGAACUCAGAGGCCUCCUCGAAGAUUACAUUGUGGACCACUGGGAUCAAGUGUCGAGGUCUGAGGAGUUUGAUGUUUGCUGCCAGGAAAUUGCUGCGGGAGAAUGGGCUGCAUUUGAAGGAGGCGCCACACUUUCUGCCUUAUUCCGACGUUUGCAUCGACCUACCUCGAGUAAUUAAUCAUGUUUCCUGCACUUCGGUUUUUAGUUUUUCCCCGCACCCCUUUCAGGAUCUCCU